GCUGGAAGUAAUGACUGAAAGUUCAGCAUGGCUUCUUCGAGUGAUAGCUCUGAAGAAGAUUUGGCAAAGUUUGCUCUUAUUACUGACGUUGUUGACUCAGGUAUGAUGAAAAAAUUAAUUUACCUGCAGGAAGAAAUGGAAUUUUGCCUCUUAAUACGCUUAUGGUCCUUUUUCCAGAAGUGGCGAUGGUACAUAGCACUUCUCCAUCUAAUUCCAAGUCCAAACCAAGUCUGAGGUCAGUUUUAUCGUUGGUACAUUUGCAAGCUACUUGAGCUCGUAGACCUCUUUUUCCUGUAAAUUACUAUUUCCAGUAGAUUUCCUUUAAAUCCUUAUUUCCAAAAUAAUAGUUUGCGAGGGAAAAAACCGCAAAAAAUUGAAAACAAAGCGAAACAAAGAAAAGAGAACAGAAUGAAAAUGUGACAUUUAUUAUCUUGUUUAAUCUUCUCCCCACUAUAAAAAGUAACUUUUGGCACGUGGCCUGUCACAAUUUUUUUUUUUCAUUGAAGCUGACAAGUUGAAACCCCAUAGAUGCAAUUUUCAAAGGUGCCAAACAGUUGUGUCAGAGUAAAUCCUCAGGAAAACUUGUACAACAAUGUGUUGUGGUUGUAAAAAGGAGACACUGUAUACUCUUUCCAUGUUUACAUUACCACACAAAUCUUACGCCAGAAAUACAACUUUUUUUUUAGAUAUAUCCUGGAAACUUACCUCAAGACAUUUCAUUGUUAAAUACGCCUGGCUUACCUUGGUCAGUAUGCCUUUAAUUACUCUAAUUGUUUUUAUUUUAGACAUUGGCGAAAGGAAGAGGAUAUUACCUGUUCUUCAACAGAAUUGAUAACACCUGAGUUUAGACAGCAUGUUGCAAAAAAGCUUUCAAAGUUUUUGGACGAGAACUUCAUCUGGUAAAUAUUCAAUCCAUAUUCAAUUAUGUAUUGUAUUUUUAUUGUUGGUAAGAGAUCUUAUGCAUUUUUACGAGACUUGGCUUUACAAAUGUCCUAUUUGUUAUACCAGCUCUGAAGAAAAUACUCAUUUGCAAGAUGACCAUGUCAGCAGUUCACAUGAAUCCUUAGGAAUCAAACUGCUCUUGAAAUCCAAUCAGUUACUAUUGGGAGAAUCUGUGAAGGAAGUGCCUAGCUCUACUGUUGCUAGAAAGAAUACAAAAUACUCAGUUAGCAGUGAAAGGUAAGAUUUGUGCCAUUCAAGUGGACUCAGGGCUAUUAAUAUUACAAAAAUCAACUGGCCUUUUCAUGAAUGGUGUAGAAUAUAAAACUUACAAAACUUUGAAAGUCACAAAACAAUCCUGGCAGGCAAACUCCAAGUAAAGAAUGUGCGUAAGGAGGAGGGUCAAAUGAUUCAGGCUUUGAUAGGAUUCCAGCACAUAGCUGCCAGAUUCUGGUUGAGCCCCACAGCCAACUGAACUGAAAGCUACAUCAUGGGAGUGAGGCAAAUUUAAGCAGGUUCUUUGUUUACACAAAGGAAGAGUUUAUUUUCCUAUAAUGAUAAGGUAAUUAACGAGAAUCCCACAAGCAUUAAUGUUGGUUAUAACUUUCUCUUAUCCAACCACAGCAAGUCAUGUGGAAAAUGUGAAAAAUCUUAUAAAGUUUAUUUUGCAAGAAAGGCUCAUCAUGUAUGAGAUCAGAAUGCAUACUCUGCUAACUAAUUAAGACUACUGAGUAACCAUAGCAAUGGCUAGUUUCUAAUAUAGUUAUAGUUAUUCUAUGCAGGCUUUUUCCGUUUCAAACAAGUGAAACUGAAAUAAUUUUUUUACCGAGCACAUCAAGUAUGUGAAUAAUGAAUGCUUAUUAUCAAAAGAAGUCUAAUUUACCCUUGAUAUAAUGGCACAAAUACUUUGAAGGUUUAGCUGAUCAUAACUCUGCAAUUGUAAUGUUCAUUAAUCCAGUUUUGUGUAUUACUAUAAGCUAUGUCUUCUAAUUGUUUGACCAGUAUUUCAAGUUGUUAUGUAUUAACCCUUUCACUCCCAAGAUCUCAUUAGCAAUUCUCCUUACUUUCUGCCAAAUGAUUCUCAUUAUAUUGGUUUGGAGAAUUUGGUAUUCUCUUAGUAAUUAGUAUUAGUAAUCCCAUAAUUGAUAUUUUUCUUAAUUCUCAUCACUUGUCUACAUGAUAUGGCAUAGAUAUUGAAAGGAGAAAUUCUGUCUUGGUCACUCACAAGAGUUAAAGGGCUACAAUGUGUGACGAAUCUCUCUUGUUGAUUGAUUUACAUUCUAUUUUGAUGCCUCAGAGAUUUUGGGGAUAUAAGUGGGUUGUUGUGACAGUAUAACCUCCUUUUGGUGUGUUUGUUCUGGUUAUUUUACUGUAUUCUGUAAAAUAUAUAUAUAUAUAUUUCAUGUUAUCCUGAUGAUUGAAUUUUACUUAUCAGUGAUACUGAUGAGGAAGAAUUGAGUCGUUUAGCAGAAGCAGCAGUGUCUGGGCACUCAGUCAUUCAAGAAGGUGAUAUUAGUGUAUCUUGUAGUGACUCAUCUGUAACUUGGCAUCCUUGUUCUUACCUCAGCAAAAAUUUACUGCUGCGCAUUAUAACAUUUUAAGUUAGAAUCUGGCAUGCUUUUAGGAUUCUCAGUCAUGUGAUUGUUACAGUAGUCUCUUGGUCACUCUGAGGACUGUCUGCUAAUAAGUUUUUACCACAGUAUCUUUUACACUCGUUAGUUUUUCACAUUCUCUGAGGAGUGUGUUUCAUUCGUUCGUUUCUUAAGCAUCUUGCACAGAACUGUUACAAGUUGGUUGGCUAACAACUUAGAUGAGUUUCCCAACACCUCAUAGGAAUUUUUGAAGAAGUCAGAGGAGUUUACCAGUAACUCUGGGCAGCUUUGCGACAAUUCAGAGCAAUUCGCUGACUACUCAAAGGGGUUCGUGGACUACUCCGAAUAGUACGCUGACAUCUCAGGGGAGCUUGCUAACACUUUUGAGCAUUUAGGGGAUAACGCAGAGAAGUAGAGCGACAACCUUGAGCAGUUUAGCGACAACUCAGUUCGCAAACGACUCAGAGGAUUUCGACGGCAACUCACGGGGGUUUGCCGACAGCUCUGAGCAGUUUGCCGACAACUCUAAGGAGUUUGUUGACAACUGUGAGGAGUUUGCAAACAAAUUAGAGUAAUUCGUCAACAUCUCUAAGAAACUUGUUGAAAACUUGCACCAGUUCGCCGUCAAAGGUCACACAUCAACGCUAUAGAGAGAGCUCCAUAUUUAGAAUGUUUCCCUUCCACGCUAAAUAGCAAAGCUAGCGUUUUCAAAGUCGUUCACCCUAAAUACCAUGUGUGAAAGGGAUGUAUAAUGUAUCCGGAUAGUUAUGGGUAAUAGACUUGACUGAAAGAGUGAUGCUGCGUUUUUCAAAUUUAUAUCGCUUAGGCAGUGAUGAAGAACUAGAAUUGUCGGUGGAUAACUGACGUGCAGUGAUUCUCUUUAUCGUUGACUCUGCAGGACACGGUGGGGGUAAAGAAAAAGCUGCAGACGAGCCUGAAACCAAAAGAAAACGGAAAAAAGAGAAAAAAAGAAGCAAAGAAAAGAGGAAAAAGAGUAAAGGGAGCGAAGAACUAGAAGAAAAGAAGCACAAGAAACGCAAAAAGGAAAAACACAAGGAUAAAACGUGAAGGUUAUGGGUGGUUUGGAAGUGAGACGUCUUUUGAAAAAGAUAUCCGGCGAAUGGGGAUAUUUUAAAGCCAAUCGCCAAGUGGCGAUAACAUGUCGCUUAUUUAGUAACAUGUGGCCAAUCCGAGUGUGCUUAUAUGAAGCCACCAGAUGCGCUCUAAACUAAGGCUUGCUGCCUUCAGCGACAAUCGAGGGCAAAAAUCGUAUGUCUCAUCCGUAAGCUGGCGUAUUACUAUGCCGAGAAAAAAGCAAUCACGGGUUGCACGACUAUGAUCAUCGGCUUGAUUCACUUCCAGAGAAAACGAAGAAAACACGCAUCUGUCAGCAGAAUCCCUUUAUACAACCUAGAAUAUGUUAUAUGCAUCUGAUGUCAGGAGCCAAAGAAGAUUAGUAGCCGUUGAUCUAUGGACCAUGCAUAAUGCGUGUUUCCGAAAACAUCGAACAAAAAAUGCGUAGCCCAGGGAGAAGAUAAAACGAUAUGUGUUCGAGAAUCAGCCGGGUCCGCCAUAGUUUUGAUUGUGAACCUAGCGAUGAGGGUUUUCCCAGCGCAUUUCUUUUGAAGCAAUUUACCAUUUAACAUUCUCAAUUGGAGUUACAACCAAGCAACCAACCAACCAACCAAAACUGACAGAGGGCGUGGGUAGGGGACCCCCAGGGUAUGGUAAAUGGGAUAAGAUGAUUUCCCUGCCCGCCGGGCAAAUACCUUUCCUCGCUCCAAUAACAAGCCACGAAAGGGUCCAAAAUGGUAAAGUGGAUGUAGGCCUAUUUCAUUCUUCAAUCUUUGUUACGCUGUGGGAGGAUUUUGCCGUUGGUGAAUUCUCCUCAUUCUCAUCCCCGCGCGAAGUUGACUGAACAAUGUGACAACAUUUGACAGAAAUAACCAAUAUUGAAAGGGCAAAUGAGGCGGCCCGAAACCUCUUUUGACGGGUUUUUACUAAUAAAAUUACUUACGGCUCGUCUAAACUUUGUUGUUAUAACAACAAUUGAAUAUGAUGUCAAGUCAGUUUCUUCGGAACUGAACAAAUUGCUACCAAAGUCGCGGUG
This is a messenger RNA of Pocillopora meandrina, 4641 nucleotides long. NCBI's taxonomy places the organism in Eukaryota, Metazoa, Cnidaria, Anthozoa, Scleractinia, Pocilloporidae. The record is from the annotation of a GenBank genome assembly.